This is a messenger RNA of Cotesia congregata, 1566 nucleotides long. Lineage: Eukaryota; Metazoa; Arthropoda; Insecta; Hymenoptera; Braconidae. The record is from the annotation of a GenBank genome assembly.
AUGUCAUUAGCAAACUUCAGUCUGCCAUUUCCAGUGGCUACGCCGUCACCUUACUUAUACACGCCAAGUAUUUCUCAGUCCGUGAAUAAUUUACCAUUUAAUGGAGUGUUACCGUCACCUAAUUUUAAUGAACAGAGUAACUAUCAAAAUCAACCGUAUCUACCACCUGCUUAUCAACGUCAGCAUUAUCCUGUACAGUCACAAAACCCCAGGCGUACCCAAUACUAUAAUACUAUAAAUAACAAUAAUAAUAAUAAUAAUAAUAAUAAUAAUAAUAAUAAUCAUCAUCAUCAUCAUAAUGAUAAUAAUAACAAGCAGCGUCAGUAUCAGGUACAAACAACUCAGAAUUAUUUAUCCCAAGACAAUAAUUUUGACGACUACGAACAAGAUUAUCCAGUAACUCAGUCAAGUAUCAGAGAAAGCGAGAAUAAAAAUAACCCACAGCAUGAGAUAAGACCACCGUUGUUAGAAAUAAAUCAAGAGGACAGAAUCGCUAAUCGCAAUGCUCCAAGCAAUCAACCACAAGAUCUGAAUAAUCCCCAACCUGAUGGAUAUACGAAAGUCAAUUCAUAUGGAAGUUCCGGCGCCAAAACUUCAGUCCAUGCAGUUCUCGAUUACGACGACGACGGUGAUGAAACGAAUUCCAACGACGAGUAUUACGACGAAAAUAUUCCACGUGAUCCGCGUGUUACACCUAUUCAAGGACCGAUAUAUGUUAAAAACGGAUCUGUUCCUGUUGUUCCACUUUAUUCGUAUCAGCAGUACAAUAAUGGAAGUUUCUUACAAAUACCUAUUCUAUGGACCGCGCUGUCAGUGGCAUUGGGUGUCGAGCUGCAUGGCGACGUUGUCAAAGGUACACCUUGCAUCAAAAAAUACCAUCAAUUAUUCUGCCCGACUGCCGGUAAAACAUAUCCGAAAGAAAGAAUAGAACUUUUUAUCGAUGAAAAUAAAGCGUUAAUGAAGCGUAUGUACGGAGAUUUCGAAACCGACAAGGAUCACGGCCCAGGAACGAGUUCUUCGGCCAAAAGAAGAAAAAGAAGAUCCUUUGAUCCAGAUCUUCCUGACGGGGGACCGAGUCUUGGGAGAAAAAAUAUUGAAGACUCAAAAUAUGUCAGAGGAGGCGACUCUUACUUUGAACAUAUUCGAAAUCCGCGACAGCUGCCAAAAAAUAAUCACAGUGAUAGUGGAAGAUUGGAUGUUUGUGAAUCAAAAACAGAAGUUGUAACUCCUUAUUGGGCGAGCAAUAGUGCUGGAAAAAUACGCGCUGUCGUCAAUACUCAACAUUUUGAGCAAGCUAUUCAUCAAGAAGUUUGUUCGAAAACUCAAACAAAUCGAUGCACAGGAGGUUGUGGCUGCGAGCAAAAGUACAAAUGGCACAGGCUGCUCGCUUAUGACCCGGAUGACGAUUGCAAAGGUAUUUUUAUGGACUGGUUUCUCUUUCCGUCCUGUUGCGUUUGUCGGUGCGAUCCGCAUGCCAAGUUUCCCGGCACUGGCACUGCUACCGGUACCGGUACCACCACGAGUUCCAGCUCCAGCACCAAGGCUAUGACCAACCGCAGCGGUUGA